AUGACCGACACAGAAGACAGCAGGAAUGAAAAGCGACAAGACGAUGGAGCCGAAGGACUAUGGCCGAUCGGUGAUGAAAUCUAUGACCUCGAUGGAUGGGCAACAAACCAUCCGGACGGUUCCGAGUGGAUAACGCUCAUCCAGGGGACCGACAUCACGGAGGCAUUCGAGGUGUUCUCUGACCUUGAGCCAUUCCGUUCGUUCCUUGAAUUCUCAAACCUUGCAAUUUUUACAUCUAUUCCAUUCUUGUCACAGGCACAUCAUGUAACGCUUCUUGCUGAACGUCUGCUGCCAGAGUUCUACGUCCGAGAAGCGACCACCCCGAGAUCCUGUCCUUUCACCUUCAAAUCCGAUGGCUUUUAUCGAAUAUUCGAAGAACGUGCCAGGGAAGCCCAAAAGCAUGUCGACUUUCACAAUCCAACGAAGACAUGGAAUAGAAAUUCUUAUAUGACGAGGAGCUCCCCACAGACUCCUCGUUUCUCAGGGGUUCUUCUUACCUGGACUUCGAUAACCGGUAACAAUUUCAUGCAUCAGGGAGAUUUCUUUUGUAUGUACUUUAUGGACCUGCUAUUACAGACCUCAAGAGAAUGGAGAAUCAACCGCGGACUGAGUCACCAUCUAUUCACCAAAACUGUCCAAGACAUGCAGAUAGCUGCAUUCGAACAACUGAUAUUCUGAUAUUUAUAAUAGUAAAAUAUUUAGUCAUGCAAUAAAUAAAAAUUAAUAAAUAGUAAUAAAUCGAGCCAAGUGACCAUUUCAGAGAGAGUACGAGCGGACGAAUUCAUUUUAGGUAGCCAACGGAGGGUUGAUUGCAAUCUGUUAAACUAUAUGAUGAGUCUGAAAACAUUUUAGGAUAGCACACUGUACGCUUUGGCACUGUCUGGAAAGUAUCAACGUGGUUGCACAAGGCUAUCGGGGGUAUCAAGAUGUCAGUGAAAUAUCACGAAAGGAGAUGAUGGCAGCUUGCUCUCAACGCUUGCUUCUGGAAAACGAUUUAAUUCUAUUUAUUUCACGGCAUUAUUACCCUCUGGAUAUUAUAUUAUACCUUUGAUAGAUUGCUUUAUAGGUUGCAAUUUUAUUACGUAUUUUGACCAAACAGUGGAG
Molecule: messenger RNA, 1104 nt
Organism: Neodiprion virginianus
Lineage: Eukaryota; Metazoa; Arthropoda; Insecta; Hymenoptera; Diprionidae
Product: cytochrome b5-related protein-like
Exons: 3
Coding region: 1-678 (225 amino acids)
Cellular component (GO): mitochondrion
Source: RefSeq, a predicted model, not a curated record